This is a messenger RNA of Cervus elaphus (red deer), 1379 nucleotides long. RefSeq names its product loricrin cornified envelope precursor protein (gene LORICRIN). Bases 104 to 1141 code for a protein of 345 amino acids. The record is from RefSeq and is a predicted model, not a curated record. Gene Ontology annotation, cellular component: cytoplasm; cornified envelope. The transcript is spliced from 2 exons. Lineage: Eukaryota; Metazoa; Chordata; Mammalia; Artiodactyla; Cervidae. Gene Ontology annotation, molecular function: structural constituent of skin epidermis.
AAGUAUAAAACCUCAGAAGCUCCAGUGCUCCUCACACAGCCAGCAUCUCCUCUCCUCACUCAUCCUUCCUGGUGCUUUGGGGUUCCGUUCCUCCUUAGACAAGAUGUCUCACCAGAAAAAGCAGCCCACCCCUCAGCCCCCAGUGGGCUGUGGGAAAACCUCCGGCGGCGGCGGCGGCGGCGGCGGCUGCGGCGGCGUCUUCUACAGCGGCGGCGGCGGCGGCUCCGGUAGCUGCGGCGGCUCCGGGGGUGGCGGCGGCGGCUCGGGUGGAAGUGUCAAGUAUUCUGGAGGCGGCGGCAGCUCCGGCUGCGGCGGCGGCUACUCUGGCGGCGGCGACGGUGGCUCUGGUGGAAGUAUCAAGUAUUCCGGGGGCGGCGGCAGCUCCGGCUGCGGAGGCUACACCUCCGGCGGCGGCUCCUCCAGUACCGUCUGCUACUCCUCCGGCGGCGGCUCCGGGGGCGGCUGCUACUCCAGCGGCGGCGGCUCCUCCGGGGGCGGCUGCUACUCCAGCGGCGGCGGCGGCGGCGGCUCCGGGGGCGGCUGCUACUCCAGCGGCGGCGGCUCCUCUGGGGGCGGCUGCUACUCCAGCGGCGGCGGUGGCUCCUCCGGCCAGCAGGUCCAGUGCCAGAGCUACGGGGGCGUCUCUAGUGGGGGCGACUCCGGCUGCGGCGGCAUCAUCUCCGGGGGCGGCUCCGGCUGCGGCGGCAUCUCCUCCGGGAGCGGCUGCGGCGGCAUCUCCUCCGGGGGCGGCUCCGGCUGCGGCGGCAUCUCCUCCGGGGGCGGCUCCGGCUGCGGCGGCAUCUCCUCCGGGGGCGGCUCCGGAUACUUCUCGUCCUCCCAGACCUCCCAGACUCCGUGCUUGCCCCAGCAGAGCUACGGAGGGGGCUCAUCCGGCGCCGGCUGCGGCGGCGGUUCCUCCGGGGUCAGCGGCUGCGUUUCCAGCGGUGGGGGCGGCAGUGGAUCCGGCUGCGUGGGAGGCUCCUCCGGGGGCGGCGGCGGCUGCUUCUCUAGCGGUGGGGGCGGCAGCGGUUCCGGCUGCGGCGGCGGCGGCUCCUCCGGGGGUGGUUCCGGGGGUGGCAAGGGCGUCCCAGUCUGCCACCAGACCCAGCAGAAGCAGGCGCCUACCUGGCCAGGCAAGUAAGGCCCCCCUGGACACCACGGAGACGAAGAAGCAGGAGGUGUUCUCCGUGGGCUGGAUGGGCUUACCGCUCUCAUGAUAUUGCCCUGAGGUUUCUCCGCCCUUCACAUCUGAAUCCACCAGAAGAAGCCAGUGAGCUCUGGAGCUGCGUCUUGUUCUGCAGUUUGCCCUCCCUGGUUUCUAUACAACUGCCUCCCAAUCCCAGUACCUUCUCAGUCAAUAAAUUUGCAAAUCAUGAGAA